Peromyscus leucopus (white-footed mouse) is the source of this 578-nucleotide messenger RNA. Its product is annotated as transcription factor BTF3-like. The coding region runs from base 1 to 510 and encodes 169 amino acids. Lineage: Eukaryota; Metazoa; Chordata; Mammalia; Rodentia; Cricetidae. Gene Ontology annotation, cellular component: nascent polypeptide-associated complex; cytosol. The transcript has 2 exons. The record is from RefSeq and is a predicted model, not a curated record.
AUGUAUGAAAGAGACGAUCUUGGCCAGUUUCUCCUGGUUCAGUUUCUCCUGGCCAAACUUCAGGCACAAGUGCGCAUUGGUGGAAAAGGAACUGCUUACAGAAAGAAGAAGGUGGUUCACAGAACAGCCACAGCAGAUGAUAAAAAACUGCAGUUCUCCUUAAAGAAGUUAGGAGUGAAUGAUAUCUCUGGUAUUGAAGAGGUGACCAUGUUUACAAACCAAGGAACAGUGGUCCACUUUAACAACCCUAAAGUGCAGGCGUCUCUGGCAGCAAACACCUUCACCAUUACAGGCCACGCUGAGACAAAGCAGCUGACAGAAAUGCUUCCCAGCAUCCUAAACCAGCUCGGAGCGGACAGUCUGACUAGUUUAAGGAGACUGGCUGAAGCUCUGCCCAAACAAUCUGUGGAUGGAAAAGCACCACUUGCUACUGGAGAGGAUGAUGAUGAUGAUGAAGUCCCAGAUCUGGUGGAGAAUUUUGAUGAGGCGUCUAAGAACGAGGCAAACUAAACUGAGGCGACUUCUGAAGAAGGUGACUCCUGCAGAAGUUAUGGAGCUGCUAUUUUAUAUCAUGGCUG